GCAGAUUGCGGAGGAAGGAGGAAGGUUGCUGAGGAUGAGUCUUCAUCACAUCACAUAUCAUUACGUGUCAUAACAGGGGAUAUCACAGAUAUAGAACAAAAUCCGGGUUAAUAUUAGGGUCCAAUCUGCCAUUAUCAGUCUUGUGUCUCCUUGUUUUCUCGGAUAAGGAGUGAUCCACAGUUCCCUAAGCACUCAGGAUGGGGAACCGGGGAAUGGAGGAUCUGAUCCCGCUGGUGAACCGGAUGCAGGACGCGUUUUCAGCCAUCGGACAGAAUGCGAACUUGGACCUGCCUCAGAUCGCAGUGGUAGGCGGCCAAAGCGCAGGGAAGAGCUCCGUGCUGGAGAACUUCGUCGGAAAGGACUUCCUUCCCCGAGGUUCUGGCAUCGUCACACGUCGCCCUUUGGUCCUGCAACUCAUCAACUCCCCCACUGAGUUUGCAGAGUUUUUGCACUGUAAGGGAAAGAAGUUUACAGACUUCGAUGAAGUGCGGCAGGAGAUCGAGGCGGAGACGGAUCGUGCCACUGGGCAGAAUAAAGGCAUUUCUCCAGUCCCCAUUAACCUGCGUGUUUACUCUCCUAAUGUACUGAACCUGACACUGGUGGAUUUGCCUGGAAUGACCAAAGUGCCAGUCGGUGACCAGCCAGCUGACAUCGAGCACCAAAUCAAGGACAUGCUUAUGCAGUUUGUUACGAAGGAGAACUGCCUGCUGCUGGCUGUAUCUCCUGCGAACUCCGACCUCGCCAACUCUGAUGCCCUGAAGGUUGCCAAAGAAGUGGAUCCGCAAGGUCUGCGUACCAUCGGUGUGAUCACCAAACUGGAUCUGAUGGAUGAAGGAACAGAUGCUCGAGACAUUCUAGAAAACAAGCUGUUACCUCUGCGCCGAGGCUACAUCGGUGUGGUGAACCGCAGUCAGAAAGACAUUGAUGGGAAGAAGGACAUCACUGCUGCUAUGGCCGCUGAGAGGAAGUUCUUCCUGUCGCAUCCUGCCUACAGACACCUAGCAGACCGCAUGGGGACUCCGUACCUGCAGAAAGUGCUCAACCAGCAACUAACCAAUCAUAUCCGAGACACGUUGCCCGGACUGCGCACUAAACUCCAGAGCCAGCUGCUGUCCAUCGAGAAAGAGGUGGACGAGUAUAAGAACUUCCGCCCGGACGACCCGUCUCGCAAGACCAAGGCCUUGUUGCAGAUGGUCCAGCAGUUCUCUGUGGAUUUUGAGAAGCGUAUCGAGGGCUCCGGUGAUCAGAUCGAGACUUAUGAGCUCUCCGGCGGAGCGAGGAUCAACCGCAUCUUCCACGAACGUUUCCCUUUCGAACUGGUCAAGAUGGAGUUUGAUGAAAAGGAGCUGCGUAAAGAGAUCAGCUACGCUAUCAAGAACAUUCAUGGCAUCAGAACUGGGCUCUUCACCCCGGACAUGGCCUUUGAGACCAUAGUGAAAAGGCAGAUCGCGAAGAUUAAAGAGCCUUGCCAGAAAUGCGUGGACAUGGUCAUUUCUGAGCUAGUCAAUACCGUUAGGCAGUGUACAAAGAAGCUGGCUCAGUACCCCAUGCUGCGAGAGGAAAUGGAAAGAAUCGUCACUCAACACAUCCGUGAUCGUGAGAGUCGUACUAAAGAUCAGGUGAUGCUGCUCAUUGACAUCGAGCUGGCUUACAUGAACACCAACCAUGAAGAUUUCAUCGGAUUUGCCAAUGCGCAGCAGCGAAGCAGUCAAAUGAGCAAGAAGAAGGCGGCUGGAAACCAGGAUGAGAUCAUGGUCAUCAGGAAGGGCUGGCUGACAAUCAACAACAUCAGCAUCAUGAAAGGUGGCGCUAAAGAGUACUGGUUCGUGCUAACAGCCGAGUCGCUCUCGUGGUACAAGGAUGACGAGGAGAAAGAGAAAAAGUACAUGCUGCAGGUGGACAACCUGAAGCUGAGAGACGUGGAGAAGAGCUUUAUGUCCAGCAAGCACAUCUUCGCCCUGUUCAACACUGAGCAGAGGAACGUGUAUAAAGACUAUCGUCAGCUAGAGUUGGCCUGUGAGAGUCAGGAGGAUGUGGAUGGCUGGAAGGCCUCGUUCCUCAGAGCUGGUGUUUAUCCAGAACGUGUGGUGAGCGAUGCGAGCGAGGAGAACGGUUCGGACAACUUCAUGCACUCCAUGGACCCCCAGCUGGAGAGGCAGGUGGAGACCAUCCGCAACCUGGUGGACUCCUACAUGGCCAUCGUCAACAAGACCAUACGCGAUCUCAUGCCCAAGACCAUCAUGCACCUCAUGAUCAUUAAUACAAAGGAGUUCAUUAACGCCGAGUUGCUGGCUCAGCUUUAUUCCUGUGGCGAUCAGAACACUUUGAUGGAGGAGUCAGCCGAGCAGGCUCAGCAUCGGGAUGAAAUGCUGCGCAUGUAUCACGCGCUCAAAGAAGCCCUCAGCAUUAUUGGAGACAUCAGCACCACCACAGUGUCUACGUCUCUGCCUCCACCCGUCGAUGACUCAUGGUUACAGGUGCAGCGCCUUGGCUCUGGGGGAAGGUCUCCAGCUACCAGUCCCACCCCUCAGAGACGAGCUCCUCCUCCAGGACCCCCAGGCCGCCCUGGUUCUCGUGGCUCUGCCCCAGGCCCUCCUGCUGCUGGUGGGCCUCCUCUGCCGUCUCGCCCUGGGGCAUCUCCAGACCCGUUCGGAGGCCAGCCCCCUCAGGUGCCCUCCCGGCCUAACCGGGCCCCACCUAGCGUCCCCAGAAUUACAAUCAGUGACCAGUGAGAGGACCAGCGUUUCGGCCGGCGACCCCCGCCCUCACCCACCCGAACCAUGUGAUCCACAGACUCCUCCCUCGAGACGAUUAGCUCCUCCCACCAGACCUAAUGGGGUAGAAAUCCAGGGUGCCCAGAUCCCCUUCAUCUCCUUCUCCUUCAGAUUCACUUCGGCAUGAACACACACACACACACACACACACACACAUUCUACACAGAGUUUAACCUAUGCCCAUUUUAUGUCAUUAACGUUCCUCUCUAUAUUUCCUCAUCCUUCAUGACUUUCUAACAAUCCCUGACUUCCGGUUGUGUUUUUUUUUCCUUUUUGGUGAAUGAAAGAUCUUUUCUGAAGCAGAUGCAUUAUCACUCCAAGGUGAUGACUGGAGUAAUGAGUAUAACUGCAUCUAUUAUAUGUCCGAGCUGUUACUUUACUUGUCUUUCUUUUCCUCUGUUUCUCGAGCAGUGCUCCUUGAAGUCACAGGCAGGAAGUUGACACCUCGCUAACCUGAAUGAAAAGAAACUUUACAAUGGUUCUGAUUUGAAGACCAGACUUUAAUCAGCCACGUUUUACACAGUUGGUUGACAUUUUAAUUAGAAUCCGAGACUCCUGCCUUCCAGCCUUGCUGACUUUAGGGACACCAUGUUAUUAACUUCUGCUCUAAUAAUUCUUUCAAUAUUUACUCUUCUUUUUCUCUUUUUUCUCCUUGCACUGCUCAGCCGGCCGAGCAGGGGCAGCCCCGAGAGCCCUCUUCCUUCAUCUGACUCCUAACUACACCAUCCUUUUUUCAUCUGCUCUUUUUAUCCUCUAAUCCUCCUUUUUUCCUUCCUCUCUCCCUCUACUUGCUCUAUCAUUUCUUUUACUUCUCUUUCUUUAAUCAGUUACACAACUGUCUGUCUAUUAAUUUACUUUGUACUUCUCUUUAAUUUCUCUUAAUUUUGAUUGAUUCUCUUCUUCCUUCCUGUCCUUUCUUCCCCCCUUUUAUUCUUUUUUAUCUUCUGUUCCUUCUUCUUCCUCCUCCUCUUCUUUCUCUUCCUCUCCAUUCUUUCUGUUCUUCAUUGUCUUUCUUCUUCUUUCCAUGCCUUUUAAAAUACAUUAUUUUUCUAUCUCUCUAUCCAUCGUGCUUCCCUUUUUUCUCUCAUUUUAUUGCUCUCCUUCCCUCUCUCUCUUUUCCCCUUUUCUUUCUUUCCGCCCUCUUUUGUUUCCCUUUCUCUUGUCUCCACUUGUCCUCUCCUUUCUCUCCCAUCCUUUCCCCUCUCCUUUCUCUUUCCCCUUCCUCCUCUUCUUCCUCUUCCUCUCAAACUCUUCCCAUGUUCAUCAUCAAGCAAUCCUUAAAUCAAACCCCACCAGCACAACCCAACUCUCUCUCUCACACACACACACACCACAGUGAAGAGAGGAGGAGACAAAAAACAGAUGGAAACCCUUCAGGUGUAACUCCUCUUCCUCCUGCUUGGUUACACCACCUCAUUAAAGGACAGAUGCUCUUCUACAUUCCACACAAAGUGGAGGAGCAGCUACACCACCAGUGUACUGUGAGACAUGUGUAGUGUUUGUGUUGUCGUUGGCGUCUCUUUGCUUUCCACUGGAUUUUCUUCGUCUUCUUAAAGCAACUGGACUAACGUGACGGCCAUGAGCCCUGUCUCCAAGUUUAACCUCUAUUGUAACGCACAUGAACAUUGUAAGUUCCUUGAAUUUCUUAAUUUCACAUCAUGUCAGUAGCACAAGUUCUCAGUAGUACUGAAACAUCCUGAACCCUGUGUGUGUUUACGCUUAUGACAUUUCACUUCAUUUAUCCAAGUAGCGAGCGCAGUAAAAUUAGCGAGGCGGGAUCUAUAUAGAAAGUGCAAUAUUUCUAAGAUCGGUUAUCAUUCACACAACUUAACACCACGUAGACUUGAAAAUAAAGAAGGUAAACAUAUAUACAUGAAAUCUGACGUCCUUGACAUGCUUCUCAUUAUUAGCAUCUCCGCUGGCGAUUAACAAACGGUUAUGCAAACGUAUCAUCUUGGUUGUAAUAUACAUGUUCGGUUUAUUAUCAGAUAUUUUGUCAAAAUCAGGUUUUAAAGGAAUAAUUGAAAGAAAAAUCAACGUGUAAAACGUACAAUAUCACUCCAAUCACUUAUGAAAUGACGAUCUGAAACGACGUCUUUGGCGUCAGACGUUUGCUUUUUUUUAGUUCGGCUAAAUAAUAUACUACGAGACUACACUUUUUAAAAGAAAUUCACCGUGUAUGAAAUAUGCAGACAUUUCUACAGUAUAUAUUCUUAAACUGGUUUCAGAAAUACGCCAUGAAAUUAAUAUAGACACGUAUUACGUAUACGAUGACAAACUUUGGUUAUCCAACGAUUUUUACUCUUACGCUCUCGUGCUGUUAAAACGUCAAAAAAUUAAAAAAAAUAAUAAAAUUAAAGGCUUCAGUGCAACUGCAGCAUGAAAUACGUGCAACUCUUAUGCUAUUUAUAUUAUAGACAUACUGUAGAAUAUAGCAUGAACACCACAUAGCUAGAAAUAGAAGAACACAAAAAAAAGACAAAUUGAUGAAUAUACUAGUGUAUUACACUACAGUGUAGAGAGAUCUGUUUACCGAGUGUAGUGGGGGGAAAAAAACGUUUUUUCUUUUCUGAAAUCUGAUUGGCGGAGAGACCGUGAAGCAGGAUUUGAACCAAUUACGCCCUAAUCUUAGUUUAUGUCGCUUAGCAACUAAAACUCACUAUUAACAGACUACAUUAUUUAUUUAUUUUUUAUUGUGAAUGUUACUUAGAAUCAGUUUUUUAUAACUUAUUUUACGUAUUGAAUAUUUUGUUUGUCGGUUUUUUUUUGUUUUUUUUUAUAAAAGCAUUAAGCCGCUCGUGUUCUGACUGACUAACAAUGUAAAAAGAGACAAAAACAAAACAAACACAAAAAAAAAAAAAAAUAAAUAAAAACUCAUGGCGUAUUGAUUGAUUAAGGGUUUUUGUUUUGAAUUAUUGGGAAACAAUAAAAGUUGAACCGAUAAAACUGUUCACAGCAUUGAGUACAACCUCUUUAGGAAGAUAACCGUCUGAGGAAUACUUUAGAAAAAUAAAAGAACGUCAACUAAAACAAAAAGCUUCCGCAAAGAAGUAACGGAUGUUUGUACGACCGAGACUUUUUGUCUUUAGCGGUGCAGUUUGGUGUCGUUCUGGGGGUGGGGUGGGGAGGGGGGGAAGAAACUUUAAAUUAUAAAAAUUUGCUUUGAAGUAAAAAAAAAAGCAAACUUCCGACACCAGACACGUUUGAUAAAAUUCCAUGUUUGUUUGAUCUUCGAUGAUUAUUCCUUUAACAAAUAUUAGCUAGAAAUAGCUGUUCUAUGCAUAGAGAUCUGAUGCUGCCUUUAAGUCAUAUUGGUAUCAUCAUCACCACCACCACCACCACCACCAGGGGAAUCCACGUGAACGUCACCACAGUGUAGAAAUUACAACGCCGUUUAAACUCGCACUAUGUCGUAAUAAAGACAUUUCCGAGGAAGACUUAAAGGCAGCAUUAGUCGUCUUGUUCUUAAGAAAGCGGUCUCGACCCUUCAUCCAUCCGAAACGUGCGUUUUAACAAAACGUUCGUACUCACGUGUCAACACAACCCUGCCAAGGCAAUAUUACGAGAUCAUCUCCGGCACUUUUUCAUCUCCUCCCCCACCCCACCCCCCCAACGUAAUCUCAGAGAUUUUAGUCAUCCUAAAUAUAUGGAAGAAUUAUUUAAGUGUAAAUCUGUUUAUUAUGGCCAUAUCGUUACGUGUGCUGUGUAUCUCCGUGCAAGGAAACUCGUGCUUCCACUGCUUUAGAGACUAGUUUAGACCUGUAUGGUUACUGAAUAUUAAAUUAUUGUAUUAAAUGACGUGUGACUCCGGUAACUUAUGAAUAAAUGAAUAAUAUAAAGGAUGAAACAGAAAAUAAUACAAACUGUGAGAUGUAGCGAUGUGAUGUGGUACAUCCUGGUACUUUUACCGUGUAAUGUAUAACGAUUGAGUCUCACAAGACUGUAAUGUUCAAAACAAUAAACUAACUUCAGUGUA
Molecule: messenger RNA, 6750 nt
Organism: Tachysurus vachellii
Lineage: Eukaryota; Metazoa; Chordata; Actinopteri; Siluriformes; Bagridae
Gene: dnm1a
Product: dynamin 1a
Exons: 22
Coding region: 198-2732 (844 amino acids)
Cellular component (GO): cytoplasm; microtubule; membrane
Molecular function (GO): GTP binding; microtubule binding; GTPase activity
Source: RefSeq, a predicted model, not a curated record